CAAGCUGAAAACAAAUGUGAAUUUUGAUGCUGGUAAGUCUCGCGCACGCUCCCACAGUUCAGUCAACGCCUCCGACAUGGCAGGACUGUUAAUCGCGGUCGCAGCACUGCUGCUCGCAGUCUAUCUCUAUCUGAAGCGCAGCUGUCGCUACUGGCGUCGUGUCGCGAACAUUGACGGACCGCAGCCACGUUGGGUUUUGGGAAAUAUCUCACAGCAGAUCACGGGACGGAAGCAUUUCGGCGAGAUUUUUGCGGAAGUUUACAGAUCGUACCCCCAGGCGUCAUGGGUCGGCGUGUACGAGCUGUUCAACAAACCGGCCGUCCUGGUUCGCGAUCUCGAACUGGUCAAGGAGAUCUUGGUCAGCAGCUUCCAGCACUUUAACAAAAACAGCUUCGAAGUAGACGCCAGCAUCGACCCGCUAGCCUCAAUGAACCCCUUCGUCAACGUGGGCGACCAGUGGAAGGAGAAACGAUCGCAGAUCGUCCCGGUGCUAACGGCAACCCGCGUGCGCACCACCUUCCCGAUCAUCAAGAACGUCGCGGAGAAUUUCUUGAACUACGUCGAUCGCGUCCGAGGCGGGAGUCCCGAUUUCGAGGUGAAGGAGGUUUGCGGCCGGUACACCAUCGAUUCGGUGGCGAGUUGUGCGUUCGGAAUCGACGCCGAGUCGUUUAGCAACCCGGACGCGGAGUUUGCCCGGAUGGGCUUUGAGCUGUUCAACGCGGACUCGGCGAUCGCGUGGCUGCGUGCAAUGUUGGCACUUUUUGCACCGAGGCUGGCAUCGCUGCUGAAGUUGGCGUUCAUCCCCAAGCAUAUUGACUGUUGGUUCCGCAGCUUGAUCGAGAAUGUCACGAAUCUGCGGAAGGAUGGGAAGGUGCAGCGGCGAGAUCUUUUCCAGGCGAUUCACGACACUCUGUCGCAGAACGGAACCGUACCAGUCAAGAGCAACGAGUUGAUUGGUCACUCGGUCACGUUUCUGACGGAGGGAUUUGAGACGUCUGGGACGUUGAUGAGCUACGUGCUGUUUGAGUUGGCAACCAACCGAGAGGUUCAAGAUCGCGUCCUUGAAGAGCUGGACUCCGCCCUGGAAGAUGGCCAACUGACGGACGAAGCCGUCCAAAAGUUAGUCUACCUGGAGCGCGCCAUGUACGAAACGCUGCGGCUUCACGCCGCGACGCUGACCCUGACCAAGGUUUGCACCAAAGAGUACGAACUGCCGGCGCAGUAUCCGACCGACAGGAAGCGAGUUCGCAUCCAGCCGGGCACGGCGGUCAUCAUUCCGGUGUACGGAAUUCAUUACGAUCCGGAGAUUUUCCCCGAUCCGCACCGCUUCGAGCCGGAUCGAUUCUUGGAGGAGAACAAAAAGACACGCCACCGGUAUGCGUUUUUGGGCUUUGGCGAAGGGCCGCGAAUCUGCCUGGGGAUGAAGUUUGGGAUGCUGCAGAGUAAGAUCGGAAUUGCGACGCUGUUGAGCAAGUAUCGUGUUGAGUUGUCUCCCAAGCAGCAGUUGCCCCUGGAAGUGUCCAAAAGCACCUGGCUGCUUGCUCCCAAGGGUGGCAUUUGGGUGAGGUUCGUCGAGCGGAAGAAGUGAUACGAAUGAGGGAGAUUUCUUUCCAGAAACACAAUCUACACAAAACUUAAGCUUCAACAAAGGUUCUGGAAUCAAGCCAAAAAUAUAUAGUUUAUCCACAA
Messenger RNA from Culex pipiens pallens (northern house mosquito), 1689 nucleotides. Its product is annotated as probable cytochrome P450 308a1. Gene Ontology annotation, molecular function: oxidoreductase activity, acting on paired donors, with incorporation or reduction of molecular oxygen; heme binding; monooxygenase activity. The record is from RefSeq and is a predicted model, not a curated record. Bases 77 to 1588 code for a protein of 503 amino acids. The transcript is spliced from 4 exons. NCBI's taxonomy places the organism in Eukaryota, Metazoa, Arthropoda, Insecta, Diptera, Culicidae.